AGUACAAAAAUAGGAAAACAGUUGAUAUUCGUUGUCCGUUCGCCGAGGUCUUUGGAUGAUUUUCUUUGACUAAAACUGGAGGCGUGGCGGUAAAGUACAUUUACGUUGUUUUUCAAUAUCUGGAUGGAUUUAGCCGUUUUAAUGCGAGACGGACACUUUAAUGAUUCCGGACAUUGGACGUGAAGAUUAGUUAAAGAAAAUAGUUUAAAUGUGCAUCAAACAAUAACCCAGAAAACCUGGGAUGAGCUAGACGUUCCUCUCCUUAAACAAUCUCAAUGGAUCCAUGUAGUCUUUCCUGUACGCACCUGUCGUUAUUCCUAUUAAAGCUAUACUGUUUGGUAUUCCUUCUUCAAAGCGCCAGUGCUGACUGGCUGAUGGAUUGUGGAGACUGUCACUGCAAAUGGAACUCUGGAAAAAAGACAGCCGAUUGUCGCAAUUUGAGUCUGAGUGGAAUACCAGAGUACCUCAGUCCGGAGGUUCAAGUCCUGGACUUGUCACACAACCACAUUUUUUACCUGGAGGAGAAUGCAUUUUCGACCACCCACUUGCAAAAUCUACAGAAGCUUCUGAUACGCAAUGGCACUCUAAAACGCAUCAACCACAAAAGUUUUACCCAACUGCAGAUCUUAAUUGAACUGGACUUGUCCAAUAAUCUGCUGCAGGAUCUGAUACCCAGUGUUUUUGACUGCCUGUCGAAAGUGCGGGCAAUAUUACUGAAUGGCAACCUGAUACAAACACUACGCCAAGGGGUCUUUCGAAAUCUCAAGUAUCUGCACAAGAUCGAGAUGAAGCGCAACCGCCUGGUUAGUAUCGAUACCCAGGCAUUUGUGGGUGUACCCCUUCUAUCACAGAUCUAUCUGGACAAUAAUGAGCUAACUAAACUGAGGGUGGACAGCUUUCAAGGCUUAAGUAAACUUACAGCACUAUCGCUGGCCGAGAAUCCGUGGAAUUGCACUUGCGAUCUUCAGAUGUUCCGUGACUUCGUAAUAGGUAUGAACCUGUAUACCCCGCCCACAGCGUGCCAUUAUCCUUUGCAGUUGCGAGGUCGUCUGUGGAUCGAGGAUCAACCAGAGGCCUUCGCCUGCAAGCCGAAGAUAGUAUAUCCUGCCCUGGGGACUUCCAUUAACACAUCCAAAGAGAAUGUAACGCUUAUAUGCCGGGUGCAAGGAUCUCCAAAUACUGUCAUUGCCUGGGACUACAAUAAUCAAGUAUACGAAUCUCGUUCCAAGGUGGUGAAAGGUCUUCAAAAGCAAAGAGUUUAUAUCGAAAUGUUGAGGGAAAAUGAACCAAAGGUUCAAAAUUUCGGACACGAUGUUUUCGUCUCACGUCUUACCAUUGUAAAUGCCAGGAAGAGCGAUGAGGGCGUCUAUACAUGUCUAGCUGAGAAUCCUGGAGGCAAAGAUUCUGUUCACAUCAGUGUGGUGGUACAAAAGGACUUACAACGCAUUCCGCUCAUCGACACCAACUUCUUUGCCAUAGUCUGCCUUAUAGCUAUGGGUUUUCUCAGUAUGUCGAUCCUAUUGUCUUUGGUGACAUGCCUGAUUUUCAAGCGCUUCAAACAGUUUCAUCCUAGUCAGCAUACUUAUUUGCAACCUACCAAUUUUUCCGCUCAGCAACUUGAAAGGGAAGAAGGGAUCAGCGCCUUAAGCUCAGGAGUUGUUCAAGGAGGAAAGAUUGUAUUGGAUCCAUUAAGUGCGGCUAAUGGAACAUCAUGUUCAAAUUAUAUGUUAUUCAAUGGCAACGAAUCGAACCCAGAGAAUUCCCUAUCAAAGAGAAAACCUGAUGACGUGAGAUUAAAUACAAAUAGUUAUUUUGGAUAUAUUGACAAUCAGACAGGCCCUACAUCAUCGCGGAAUCAAGGUUUUUUUUCAGAAAAUUCUGGUGUACAAAACAAUGAAGAGAUCAAACAGAAAGAUAAGCUCGACGAAAUUCCCCAACGUUUUGAUCUUAAGAGAUCGUCGCAUUCCAAUGGCGGCUUAAAGAAAAACGGACAAUACGAAGAACAUCAACCGGACCUAUUGCCUUCCAAUGAAUCCACUGCCUUUAAGAACCAAGAAGAACCCAUGGUUCGACCUUCAAAAAAAGAAGUAAUUAACCCCCGCAGCAGGUAUAAUACCAACGUGCAAAAGUACCUUAAGGAGAAGUACGGCAGCGUUCGAACAAAUAAUAAAAACACGAAUAAGGACAUUAGUGCUGAUAUGGUCAAACCACCAAUAACUGCCAGACCGCCGUAACCUCCGAUGCCAUUCAAGAGUGGUCUGUCCCCCAGGAUUUCAAAUCUUUAUCACCAUCGUCAACCCUACCUCUCUAAAUCCUCCAAAAGAAAAGAGGACGCAGAAGAAAUACAUCCUUGAAAUGAAAUCAAGAUGAAAUGUACCUCGCCUUAUUUCUAGUAGUAAAUUAUGUACUUUUAACCUUUUAAUAUAAGACUAUUUAUUUACACA
This is a messenger RNA of Drosophila suzukii, 2444 nucleotides long. It is a transcript of the gene kek4, whose product is annotated as kekkon 4. NCBI's taxonomy places the organism in Eukaryota, Metazoa, Arthropoda, Insecta, Diptera, Drosophilidae. Gene Ontology annotation, molecular function: protein binding. The record is from RefSeq and is a predicted model, not a curated record.